Dioscorea cayenensis subsp. rotundata (Guinea yam) is the source of this 1758-nucleotide messenger RNA. RefSeq names its product auxin-responsive protein IAA26-like. Gene Ontology annotation, molecular function: protein binding. Gene Ontology annotation, cellular component: nucleus. The record is from RefSeq and is a predicted model, not a curated record. NCBI's taxonomy places the organism in Eukaryota, Viridiplantae, Streptophyta, Magnoliopsida, Dioscoreales, Dioscoreaceae. Gene Ontology annotation, biological process: regulation of DNA-templated transcription.
GAACUCCCAUCUCUUUCAACCAACCCCUCUCUGUCUCUGUAUCUGUCUCUCUCUUACUCUGUUUCUUCGUUUACUGUGCUCUCUUCUUUGCACGCCUCCUCUCCAUUUCAUCUACAAUCCUUUUGCGUGCCUAAUGCUCUAUUUCCCUUUUGCUCUGCCUUGGAAUCUCUCCUCUUUCUCUCCCAUCCCAUGUCCUUUCUCUUUCCUUCUCCCUUUUAUGACUCACAAAAUACAUAAUUCACAAAAACAGAGGUUGUAUCAGUGGGAACAGAGCAUUUGAGGGAACAGAAAACCAUUUGGACUUUGGGACUUUUGGACUUGAGUCACAGGAGGAGCAAAGCAGUGGAUUUUCAUUCUUCAAGGGAAUCAAAAGGAACUGAUCUUUUGCUUUGCUCUCUGUUACUGUUUUGCUGUUGCUGUUGUUGUUGUUGUUCUUGUUGUUUUUGGAUGACUCUUGUUUUUUUCCCAGCCUUUGGUUCAAGCAAAAGUUAAAGCCUUGCCAGCUUGUUAGCAUUGUUUUGAGCUCAAAGAAAGAUGGAAGAAGAGUUGAAGCCUAAGCUUUUGGAUUUGAUACCAAAAGAGAGGGAGUGGAUAGUUACUAGAGGUGUGAGAGUGAAUGGACUUGGUGAUGAAGUUGAGAAGAGGCUAGAGCUCAGGCUUGGCCUUCCUGGAGGUGAAGAAGCAGCCUCUGCUCUAACUCUUGCCUACUUCUCAACUCCACCUAAUAAUAACAACAACAACAUCAUGCCAAACUCUUGUGCUGGAACUGCAGGAAGAUUCAUGACUAUAGUUCAAUCAAAACCAGAAGGAUUAUUAAAUGGAAAGGAAGAACAGCAGCAGCAGCAGCAGCAGCAGCAGCAGCAGAAACAAGAGAAGAAGCCUACUUUUUCAUCUGCUGUUUCUGGGAAUGCAAACAGUUCACAGACUAGAACUAGUAAUGUUCCGAUAGUAGGCUGGCCUCCAAUCCGGUCUUUCCGAAAAAAACUUGCUAGCACCUCAAAACCAUCUAUCGAACAACAAAACGACGGAACCGAGGAUGUAAACAAGAUUGAAACCAGCAAGAAAGGCUUGUUUGUGAAGAUCAACAUGGAUGGAAUUCCAAUUGGAAGAAAAGUGGACUUGAAUGCUUAUGAUAACUAUGAAGAACUCUCUUUAGCUGUAGACAACCUUUUCAGAGGUCUUCUUUCUGCACAAAGAGAUCUGAAAACAGUGGAAGAGAAACUAGUGCUAACUGGUUUUAUUAGAGGAGUCAGUGAAUACACACUAGUUUGCUAGAAGACACUGGAAGGAGAUAGGAUGCUUGUUGGUGAUGAUGUUCCAUGGAACAUGUUUGUAUCAACAGCAAAACGGUUGAGAGUUCUAAAGACAUCUGAUCUAUCUGGAUUAUCAUUGGGAGUUAUGAGCAGGAAAAGAACAGCACCUGAAAGCUGCACAAGAUGAGAAGAACACUUUGCUGCUGCUGCUGCUGCUGCUGUUGUUAUUGUUGUGGUUGUUGUUUAUUAUGUCUAACACUUUGUUGUUGUGAGUUUAAAAUCUUGAGCUCUUUAUAUCUUGUUUCUGAGGGGUUGUUAGUGAGGGAAGGGAACAUCAGAUCAGCAUGUAAAUUUGCAAGCAAAUAGAUUAAUGUUCAAAUCCAGGAUUCUAGCAAGCAUUAUCCAGCAUCAGAUCCCUUUUGAUUUGUUUUAUGUCUCUAAAGAAGCAUAAAUUUGUACUUUUUUAAGUGAUCAAUCCUGUUUGUGCAUGUGAGAUGGUUCUUCA